Messenger RNA from Gongylonema pulchrum, 738 nucleotides. Lineage: Eukaryota; Metazoa; Nematoda; Chromadorea; Rhabditida; Gongylonematidae. The record is from the annotation of a GenBank genome assembly.
AUGCUGGCAAUUUUGCUACGGGUGCUUGCUUACUUCUUUUGCAUCGAAUUUUUGGAAAAACGUCCAGAACUGAUUGUCCCGCAGAACUCGUUUCGAAGGCUUGUUGAUGGCAUCCAAAUGUUCAGCGAUGGUGUUUCGCCUUACGAUGGCGAUAUGCAACCUGUGCUUCUUUAUUUGUUUGGCGCGUUCAUCGGGCAUCCUGCCUUGCUGCUCGCUUUUUUCGUGGCACUUGAUGUGAUAACGAGUGAGAUUUUACGCAACGUAGCGAUGCAUUACAUGAGGGAAAAUGGAAGUGCAAACGAUGAUGUUGAACGGGUUGCUGAUUAUAUCCUCAAUCCGGUGACAGUUGCGACAUGUGCUGUUUUUAGUCUUUCAGUUCUGUAUAAUUUUAUCACCGCUCUUUUUAUCUUUGCUUUUGUGAAAGGUUGUGUCUUAUGUACUAGUGUUUUAUAUGGUGUUCUCGCGCAAUUCUCGCUUUAUCCGGCCAUAUACAUAUGUUCAUUGCUGGUAAAAUUUUCAACGCUGAAGGAACGUAUCCAAGUGGUCAUGUAUUCACUCACUACGUUCUUUGCUUUACUACUUUUCAACCGAUUUUUGAAUGGUGGCAGUUGGAACUUCAUUGAUUCCACCUACAUGUUCUUAUUGGAUGUGCGCGAUUUGACCCCAAAUGUCGGCAUAUUUUGGUAUUUUUUCAUCGAAGUGUUCAACCAUUUUCGACUUUUCUUCCUUUGGGUUUUC